GCGGUGGCGGAGCCCAGACCGGGGGUACUUGAGUUUGUGAUUGUGGGGUACGUGGACGGGAACCUCAUCUCACGCUACGACAGCGAGACCAGGAGGGCAGUGCCCCGGGCGGACUGGAUGGCGGCCAACCUGGGCAAGCAGCACUGGGACACCCAGACCCAGAUGGCACAGGAACGUCACCAGGUUUUCCGUGUGGACCUGGAGACGCUGCGGCGCCGCUACAACCAGAGCAGGG
This is a messenger RNA of Calidris pugnax (ruff), 235 nucleotides long. RefSeq names its product class I histocompatibility antigen, F10 alpha chain-like. Gene Ontology annotation, cellular component: external side of plasma membrane. Lineage: Eukaryota; Metazoa; Chordata; Aves; Charadriiformes; Scolopacidae. Gene Ontology annotation, biological process: immune response. The transcript has a single exon. The annotation marks the transcript as partial. The record is from RefSeq and is a predicted model, not a curated record.